Erinaceus europaeus (western European hedgehog) is the source of this 2521-nucleotide messenger RNA. RefSeq names its product interactor of HORMAD1 1 (gene IHO1). Lineage: Eukaryota; Metazoa; Chordata; Mammalia; Eulipotyphla; Erinaceidae. Bases 76 to 1794 code for a protein of 572 amino acids. The record is from RefSeq and is a predicted model, not a curated record. Gene Ontology annotation, cellular component: condensed nuclear chromosome. The transcript has 8 exons. Gene Ontology annotation, biological process: DNA recombination; meiotic DNA double-strand break formation; homologous chromosome pairing at meiosis.
GAGAGGCGUGGGUCGCCGGGCCAGUCAGCGCCGCCGCAGGCCGCGUGCGGGCCGUCAGAGGGAUACUAAUAAGAAAUGAAUUUUAAUGUCUGGAAUAUCAAAGAGAUGCUCAGUAUGCCUUCAGGUUCUGGAACCACUAAGCCCUCUAGCUGGAGUAAUAAUCAGACUGAUUAUUCUAGUCUCAGUGACUCCCAGUUCCUUUUUGGAUCCCAGUUCUGUCCAGAAAGUUCAGAGACCUUGACCGCACCUUUGGACUUUGGAGUCCAUUUGAGACAUCCCAAACAGACAAAGCAGAACGCACUGGACAGUGAACCUAAUAUUUUUACAAAGUACCAGACAAAGCCCCAGUUGUUUGGAGGAGAUACUAAAGAUGGAGAAUUGCUUCCUUUUCCAUUGACUAUUGGGAAAUCAAAAAGUCUGUUGGAACAAUUUGAGGAGAAAAAGAACAGGGCAAAAGAUAAAUGUGACAGUGAGACUCUGUACAAAUUAAUUUCUCAUGUCAGAGAAAGCAUUCACAGGUUACAGACAUCUGUGGAAACAUCUGAGGAACAUCUUAGUUCAAGAAGUCAGUCUAUUUUGGAUUCUUUGGAGACAAUGGCCAAGACAUUGCAAGAGACUGCAAGGGCCCAGAAUGCCCUGGUGGCAGAAGCAGUGCAGGACAAAGGCAACCUGGAGACGGCCAUCCUCGAGAUGCAGAGGAAACUUGGAACACAACAAGCAGAAUUUGUUGAAAUGAAGUCCAACCUGACGCAUCUUGAAGCUGUAGUCACGCAGCAGAGUAAAGACCUCCAGCAGCUGUGUGAGCAGCUGAGCCAACUGAACAUGCCUGGAGUUCUUGAGGAGCUGAAGAGACUCCUCACAGGUCCUGGAGCACCGAGGCCUGUGAAAGACAGCACUUGUCAGACCUUGCCGCCUCUGACCCAGGCCGCCUCUGAGGAGGCAGCUCUGCAGCAGGCUCAGACCAUCCCUGACAGGACUCCUCCUGUGCGCUCUCCGCAGCCUGAGAAGCCUGGUGUCCGGGGCCAGGCUUAUGCGAGGGGUGCUCUCCAGGAAGAGGCUGCAUUGCUGACGGCUGGAAGCAGUGAAGGGAACAGAGGGGGACAGGACAAGGCCGUGCAGGCUGACUGCAUGGCCUGGGCGGCAAGCUCUGACACCCACGGCUCUCGCACCCUACCUCACAAGGUUCCGGGUGACAAGGACCUGGCUUCCCAAGGAGCUUCACAGCUUACAUCACUAGACGCAAACAGCUUUGUAGCCAACAUUAAGAACACCUGUCCAAACCAUCAAGCUAAACGUGUGGUUUCGUGUGAUCCUUGUGAAGAAAAGUUUGUUACUGAGCAGAAGUGCAGAACUGUACAGAGAAGGGGGACAGGGAGAAGGAGGCAGCCCAGGAAAGCCCUGCGGGGCAGGCUCUUAGUCAGGAAGCAAGAACACACUCACAGAAACACCUGUCUUUUCAGACCCGAUCCACAGCCUCCCUCUCAUAAAAGGCCCCUUCAGAGGCAGCAGGAGCCCCUGGCUCAGCCCCUACACCUCUGGGACCCCCUCACCCCUAAGAAGCCAGACUUCCCUCCCCUGCAAGAAGCAGCUGUGCCCAGCACAGCGGGGGCAGCAGAAGGCAGCCUCCUGCAGCUCAGCCGGCAGACUUCCCCGAACAGCAGCUCCCAGGGGAAUAACCACAUAAGCUGGUUCAGUGGCCUAAAGCUUGGGACUUCCGAGUCUCCUCUCUGCAAGGAGCCAGGGAGGAAUUUGCUCUAUGACCUGGCUUUUGAUAGCAGCGAUGACGGCUUCUGACCAGCCUCGUGGACUUCAGCUGGCGACCUGUGGUCUUAGCCAGAAACACACUCGAAAUGAUCCUCAGGAGUAAGUCCCCAAACUGGCCCGGGCCCCUGAAGGUAGAGGCUCUUCAGGGGGUUGGGCACAGACUUGGCACUGUGCCUACCAGGGGCCCAUGAUACAAGAUUGAGUGCAUCUUUCAUUACUGGGACGAAACACGUGAAGACUCCUGGUGAGAACAGGGACAGAUGCUGGGCAGUACAGCAUCAGGAGGGGAGGAGGAGGGGAAGGUGGUCUUGCUGUGGAAGGAAGGCAUAUGGGAUGGCAGCUAGCAGAAGGGUUCUCACAAAUGUCGCUGUAGCAGCCUGACUCUCAGACACAACAGUUCCGGUCUGUGAAAUGUCCCCCGCACAUGCUCAAUACUUUUCCAAGCCUCAAGACUGUUACUUCUUAUCGUUUAAGUACAGCUUUGCCACCUGAGUUCUUCUGGUUUUGGCCAGUGGAUGUUUUGAUUCACAUGAAGUCAGUCUUGCAGUGAACACAUGCCACAGCUCCGCACCAAAGAGGGGUGACAGGCACUGAGUAACUGUCCAGAGCCCCGCUGUUCACAGCCCAUACGACUCUACCUUUCUUUCUGUCUUUUUCACCUCCAUGGUUUUUUCCAAUCACUUUUUUAGAGCUAGUGUGAUUUCUGUAGGUCCUGGAGAGCACUGAGUUUAUAUGAGACUUUGGCUUUCAAGUUAUG